GGAAGGCGGUAGAUGGCAAACGUAGAAUAAAUGUCCAUCUUGUCCACCGAGCGAAAUCGAGGGGAGGGGACCCGUCAGGGUUGCGGGGGGCGGCGGCGAAGAGGGAUCUGGCCCAUUAAAACCAGCUCUGAGAGUCCUGGCGGCGGCGGCGGCGGCGGCGGCGGCGGCGGCGGCGCGGGACGCGUCACAUCCCCUUGACCCUCCAAUCACCUCGGGCUCCCAUUUGAUUGGAAGGCGGCAAAGGCUUUAAUCUCCCCCUCGGUGCAGCUGCUUUUGAAGUGAGUUUCCUCGCCAGAGCCCCGGCUGGACAGGCAGAGGCUCACAUCGUAGAGCGGAGCGCCGGCUCGGGGGCGGCCGGAGCGCAACGCAGGGGCGCAGCCCCAGGCGGACACCGCGAGCCGCCGCCCGGCACCCCUGCAGUCCCUCCGGCUCCUUCGGCCCGGCCACGGCUCCAACUGCGGGCCAUCCAGGAUUACUCGCUUCUGGCUCCCGGCGCCAAGAAGGCGCGCUGGACACCCGUGGCCGCCGCGCCAGCUCCUCCUCCUCUUCCUUCUCCUCCUCCUCUUCCUCCUCCUCCUCCCGCUGCGGCUCCAACUCCCCGGGCGAGCGCGCAGCCCCGAGCCCGCCCCGCGCCUCCCGGAGCCCGCCCCCCGCUGCUCCCAUGCGCGCGGGUGGGUCAUGAGCACAGCGCCCUCGCUUUCUGCCCUAAGAAGCAGUAAGCACAGCGGCGGCGGCGGCGGCGGCGCAGACCCUGCCUGGACCAGCGCGAUCUCUGGAAAUAGCUCCGGUCCCGGCCCAGGCUCGUCCCCGGCCGGCAGCACCAAGCCUUUUGUGCACGCCGUGCCCCCCUCUGACCCUCUACGCCAGGCCAACCGCCUGCCCAUCAAGGUGCUGAAGAUGCUGACGGCACGGACUGGCCACAUUUUGCACCCCGAGUACCUGCAACCCCUGCCUUCCACGCCCGUCAGUCCCAUUGAGCUCGAUGCCAAGAAGAGCCCACUGGCGCUGCUGGCGCAGACAUGCUCGCAGAUAGGGAAGCCCGACCCCUCGCCCUCUUCCAAACUCUCCUCGGUCGCCAACAACGGGGGCGGCGCGGGUGGUGCUGGCGGCGGCGCUGGGGGCGACAAGGACGCCAAGUCGGGCCCCCUGAAGCUGAGCGACAUCGGCGUGGAGGACAAGUCGAGUUUCAAGCCGUACUCCAAACCUGGCUCGGAUAAGAAGGAGCCGGGAGGCGGCGGUGGAGGUGGAGGCGGCGGGGGCGGCGGCGGGGGUGUUUCGGCCGAGAAGUCGGGAUUCCGGGUACCGAGCGCCACCUGCCAGCCAUUCACGCCCAGGACAGGCAGCCCCAGCUCUAGCGCCUCGGCCUGUUCUCCAGGAGGCAUGCUGCCCUCGGCCGGGGGCGGCCCCGAGGGCAAGGAUGACAAGAAAGACCCAGACGCGGGCGGUGGCGGCGGCAGCAAGGGCGCCGGGGGCGCCUCGGCCGAAGGGGGACCCACGGGGCUGGCGCACGGCCGGAUUAGCUGCGGUGGCGGAAUUAACGUGGACGUGAACCAGCACCCAGAUGGGGGGCCCGGGGGCAAAACUCUAGGCUCGGAUUGUGGUAGCUCCUCCGGCUCCAGCUCCGGUUCGGGCCCCAGUGCGCCCACCUCGUCCUCGGUGCUGGGCUCUGGGCUGGUGGCUCCGGUGUCUCCCUACAAGCCCGGCCAGACAGUGUUCCCGCUGCCUCCCGCGGGCAUGACCUACCCUGGCAGCCUGGCCGGGGCCUACGCCGGCUACCCGCCCCAGUUCCUGCCCCACGGCGUGGCGCUCGACCCCACCAAGCCCGGCAGCCUGGUCGGGGCCCAGCUGGCGGCAGCCGCAGCCGGCUCCCUGGGCUGCAGCAAGCCGGCCGGCUCGAGCCCCUUGGCCGGAGCGUCGCCGCCGUCGGUGAUGACCGCCAGUUUGUGCCGGGACCCGUACUGCCUCAGCUACCACUGCGCCAGCCACCUGGCCGGGGCGGCGGCCGCCAGCGCGUCGUGCGCCCACGACCCGGCCGCCGCGGCCGCCGCGCUCAAGUCCGGAUACCCGCUGGUGUACCCCACGCACCCGCUGCACGGAGUGCACUCCUCGCUGACGGCAGCCGCCGCGGCGGGGGCCACCCCGCCCUCGCUGGCCGGCCACCCCCUCUAUCCCUACGGCUUCAUGCUCCCCAACGACCCGCUCCCGCACAUCUGCAACUGGGUGUCGGCCAACGGGCCGUGCGACAAGCGCUUCGCCACGUCCGAAGAGCUGCUGAGCCACUUGCGGACCCAUACGGCCUUCCCUGGAACAGACAAACUGCUCUCGGGCUACCCCAGCUCGUCGUCUCUGGCUAGCGCGGCCGCCGCAGCCAUGGCUUGCCACAUGCACAUCCCCACGUCCGGCGCACCCGGCAGCCCAGGGACGCUGGCGCUGCGCAGCCCCCACCACGCGCUGGGACUCAGCAGCCGCUACCACCCCUACUCCAAGAGCCCGCUCCCCACGCCCGGCGCCCCCGUGCCGGUGCCCGCCGCCACCGGACCCUACUACUCCCCCUACGCCCUCUACGGACAGAGACUGACCACCGCCUCGGCGCUGGGUUAUCAGUGAGGGUGGUGGGGAGGGCUAGCCGGGGAGAGAAAGGAGCUGGGGGGAGGGGAGGAGCCGAGGGAAGGGCGGGAGCCACGGCCAAGGCCGCUGACACCCUUGCGCGUGGGGGAAGACCCGGGCCACCGAAGGAAACAAGUAUAUCCUCUUAUCUAUCUACCCCACAACAGUGGUGAUCGAGACCCGGUGGGAAAUUUCCCUUUCCUCAUCUCUCACCUCCCCACCCAAACUUUAUAAAAGUUGGAAAAGAAAAUAUCAUUUGACUUUUUAUAGAAAACGAAGGAAAAAAAUAAUUGAGAAAGUGUACAUCUGAGAACUUCAUUGGUGGACACUGGUAAUUUAUUUAUGUUAGCUCCAAGCGGACCCGUGGUUCAAAAGUGCAUUAUUUAGUUUGAGCUCCGUAGGUUAAAAAGGAGGAGGGAAAAAGGAAA
Messenger RNA from Dipodomys spectabilis (banner-tailed kangaroo rat), 3035 nucleotides. It is a transcript of the gene Znf503, whose product is annotated as zinc finger protein 503. NCBI's taxonomy places the organism in Eukaryota, Metazoa, Chordata, Mammalia, Rodentia, Heteromyidae. Gene Ontology annotation, cellular component: nucleus. The transcript has 2 exons. The record is from RefSeq and is a predicted model, not a curated record. Gene Ontology annotation, biological process: negative regulation of DNA-templated transcription. The coding region runs from base 679 to 2607 and encodes 642 amino acids.